AUGAUAACAGAUGAACCAACUGUUGAAAUAACAAAAGAAGUGUUGUAAGGAUUGAAGAUAUAGAAAGUAUACAAGGACUUUGUAAUAUUAAUACCUAUUUAUUAGCUGAAAGAAAUCAACUCAAUAGAUUUUUCAUAGAAUGGAUAAUAUUUGGUUGCAUGUGAUGAUCAAGUUGUAAAUGUUUUUGACAUCGCCAAUAUGAAGUAUGUUAUGUGAGGAUGAAAAUGUAGAAAGAUCAGGACGAUGUACAAUAACACUUAGGAGAUUGAUAUGGUGAAAUUUACAAAGGAUUAGAGUCAUAUAAUUUGUGUGACAAAAAAUGAACCAUGUAAAUGAAAUAUGCUAUUUAAGAUGAGAUCUGGCAUUGGGCGUUUGAGGAGAAUCAAAUAUUGAAGAAGUUUUCUGGACACACUAAAAUGUAAUUGAAGUAAAAUUAUUAGUAAGAAUUUAUUAACUAGAAAUUUAUAAUCAAAUAAUUCUAAGUUGCAGUUUUGAUGACACCUUACGAUUAUGGGAGUUGAAUCAACAGUAAGACUCCUGUUAUGCAGUGUUAGACAUGAGUUCUAAACCUGAUAAUAGGGUAUUAGGGGCUUUUGAUUGCAGUGGGAAUUCUUUCGGUAUGGCUUUUGUAGAGAAGGAGAAUGGGCAAUCUAUUAAUUGUGUCUAGCUAUAUUAAAUUAGAAAGUUUGAAUUAGGACCUUAUCAAGUCAAGAAGGUGUCAGGAACAACCAUAGUUCAAUUAAAGUUUAGUAGUGACAAUCAGUUUUUAUUAUGUGUUUGUUCGGAUGGUCAAAUAUUAAUUUUAGAUAGUUAUUUAUUAAACACAGUAAUUCGUUAGAUUUAUUGAUAGUUAUUUGAUAUUCCAGGAAAUGCAGACAGAACGAAUGUCAAUGUUUGUUUCACUCCAGAUUCCAAAUUCUUGAUUACUGGUAGCAAUAGUGGAUACCUAUAUAUGAUAUCAAUAUAGAAUGUGAACAAAACUCAAACGCAAAGUGGCUAAUUGAUUGCCAAAGUGGAAGGACAUCAAAGGAAAUGCAAACUAGUUUUAUUCAAUCCAAAAUAUUGUUGUUUGAUUAGUACUUGUAGAAAUCUUGUUGUUUGGACUCCAAAUCAAAUAUUGUGA
Paramecium octaurelia is the source of this 1123-nucleotide messenger RNA. NCBI's taxonomy places the organism in Eukaryota, Ciliophora, Oligohymenophorea, Peniculida, Parameciidae. The record is from the annotation of a GenBank genome assembly.